GCAUUAAAGCUACUCGGAAUAUCAACUUCUGAAGUUGAUAGAGAAAUGGUUGAAGAGUGGAGAAAAAACGCAGAUACCCACAAGAUGAGUCCAGAGGAGGUAAGAGCAGCAGGUGUGGAAGCAUCCAAGAGGCCACCAGGCCACAACCCUGGAGGAGUGCUGCACCAAACACGCAGGCUUCCGGUUUCCAUGACUACUAUGACAGUCGGCGGCCUUCUCAUCACCGGGGUCAUAGCAUAUUCCGUGUUGUACACCAGGAAGAAACGUGAAGCUAGUGCACUUGAUGUUGCCAAGGUGACAGCAAGCGUUGCCGACCCCAGUGAUACUCAUCCCAGGAAGUAGCAUCUACAAUAAUACCCAAGUUCUAAGAGCAUUUUUGUAAUGGCGUUUUCUUCUUUAUGCAAACAAUAAAACUAAA
Molecule: messenger RNA, 418 nt
Organism: Hibiscus syriacus
Lineage: Eukaryota; Viridiplantae; Streptophyta; Magnoliopsida; Malvales; Malvaceae
Exons: 1
Coding region: 46-342 (98 amino acids)
Source: RefSeq, a predicted model, not a curated record